UUCAGCGGGCGCCGGCGCCUGGAAGGUCAACUUGUGAAGGAGGUGGUGGUAACGCGGGUCUCCCCACUAUUACAGAGGAAAAACGGCCGAGCACGCGAUCUCGGCCUGAGGCGGCGGGGAGAAGUGGACGGGCGGUUUGCUGCGACACCAUGGAGGGCGGCGGCGGAAGCGGCAACAAAACCACAGGGGGGUUGGCCGGCUUUUUCGGAGCCGGUGGAGCAGGCUACUCGCACGCGGAUUUGGCCGGAGUCCCGCGAUACAGAUGAGUUUAUUUUACCAACUGGAGCUAAUAAAACCCGGGGCAGAUUUGAACUGGCCUUCUUUACCAUUGGAGGAUGUUGUAUGACAGGGGCUGCGUUUGGGGCAAUGAAUGGUCUACGGCUAGGACUGAAGGAAACCCAGAACAUGGCCUGGUCCAAACCAAGAAAUGUACAGAUCUUGAAUAUGGUGACCAGGCAAGGGGCACUUUGGGCUAAUACUCUAGGUUCUCUGGCUUUGCUCUAUAGUGCAUUUGGUGUCAUCAUUGAAAAAACACGAGGUGCAGAAGAUGACCUCAACACAGUAGCAGCUGGAACCAUGACAGGCAUGUUGUAUAAAUGUACAGGUGGUCUUCGAGGGGUGGCACGAGGCGGCCUGGCAGGACUAACCCUUACGGGCCUCUACGCGCUAUAUAAUAACUGGGAGCACAUGAGAGGCUCCUUGCUCCAACAGUCUCUCUGAAGAUUACUAGCUGGUGAACGGAGGACACUUUAGUAGUCAUCCAGAUCAAUUUAUAAGUCAGUCUGGAGUCAUUUACUCUUUUACCUGCAACUAGUUUGAAAAAGGAGAUUUCCAGUUUGCUGUGAUGAAGAUCAUGGAUGGUUGACCAGGACUGGCACUCCUUCCAGCCAUUAAUGAGUUGAAGCCAAAACCCUUUGGUGGCUGAGUAAUGUGGCUCUCUUCUCCUUUAAAGAAGAUCUUGCACCUGUUUUUUCUCGUACCCCCUGAACUGGAAAACCACUUACUCCCAGAAUUCAGGUCAUGCUUGUCAAUGCUGUAUCACCACAUUUAUUCAUUUAAUAAUCCAAGACUGUAAUACUGCCCUGUAUCCCAAUAAAGGGUAAAAACAGAACCAAAGUCAUAACUCCAACAUAAAACAUAGUGGGUGUCUCCGAAGUUACUCUUGGCAUUUGUUUAUGCCCCACUAGGCUAAAACAUGUUUUCAUGUUUGUGUUGAAAUGAAGGGCUACUGGCAGCAUUAGCAACUAGGUUAAACUUUUUCUCCAAUAGAGUUGACACUACCCAACCUCAAGAUAUUUCAGAUUAACCAUUAUACCAUUAGUGUACUGUGCUAGAACAAUCUGUGCAACAAUCGUGAUUCUGUACGCGUUAACUCAUCUUACUGGGGAUAAUUCGAAAAAGAUGAUAUAGACACAAGCUGUAAGUUUUUAGGAAGCCUUGGGAAAGCAAGCUAAAGAAAAUAAGGACAAGUUAUUUAAUUUCUGAGUUAGUCUUCUCAUCUUUGAAAUGAAGUUAAAUAAGAUUGCACAGCACGAUAUACAUAAGAAAUACUAAACAACUGGUGGCUAUUGUGAUUGAUUAGAGAAAGUAAAGUAGGGCCUUUCUGAAUGCAUCUAGUUAGAAGGAAUUUGGC
Molecule: messenger RNA, 1633 nt
Organism: Globicephala melas (long-finned pilot whale)
Lineage: Eukaryota; Metazoa; Chordata; Mammalia; Artiodactyla; Delphinidae
Product: mitochondrial import inner membrane translocase subunit Tim23
Biological process (GO): protein import into mitochondrial matrix
Cellular component (GO): mitochondrial inner membrane; TIM23 mitochondrial import inner membrane translocase complex
Molecular function (GO): transmembrane protein transporter activity
Source: RefSeq, a predicted model, not a curated record